GAUGAAAAGAGAGAGGCAAGUAAAUUUUUUUUAAGCCAGGAAUUUUAUUUUUCUCCAAAAUGCUCACAUAAGACACUGGAAAUGGUGAAUUAACUGGUGUCAAAAUGUUAAAAUUCUUAUGCAGGUCCAGAUUGUGUAUCUGGGUUCACUUCCAAAGGCAGAAUACUCACCAUCAUCUCACCACUUCAGUAUGCUACAAGAAGUUGUUGAGAGCAGUUCUGUAGAAAACUCCUUGAUUAGGAGCUACAAAAGAAGUUUUAAUGGAUUUGCUGCCAACCUUACAGCUAAUGAGAGACAGAAGUUGGCUAGGAUGAAAGAAGUAGUGUCUAUUUUUCCUAGCGCAACUCUCAAACUUCACACUACAAAAUCAUGGGAUUUCAUGGGUUUCAAUGGAACAAUUAGCAGAGAAAAUACCGCUGAGAGCGAUGUUAUAAUUGGUGUUAUGGACACUGGAAUCUGGCCUGAAUCAGAGAGUUUUAACGACAAAGGUUUUGGUCCUGCUCCAAAGAAAUGGAAGGGUGCUUGUGAAGGAGGCGAAAAUUUUACUUGCAAUAACAAAGUUGUUGGAGCUAGACACUAUGCCUUGUCAGCGCCUGGAUCUGGGUCUGCAAGGGAUGAAAAUGGCCACGGCUCACAUACUGCCUCAACAGCUGCAGGGAACAUAGUAAAGAAUGUUAGUUUCUAUGGACUUGCAGAAGGAACAGCAAGAGGAGGGGUUCCCUCAGCGAGGAUUGCUGUGUAUAAGGUCUGUGAGCCGGAUGGAGGCUGUGAUACAACAAAUAUCUUGGCUGCAUUUGAUGAUGCUAUUGCUGAUGGAGUUGACAUUAUAACAAUAUCACUUGGAUCUGAUGGAGCAACUGACUUUGAUACUGAUGUUAUUGCAAUUGGAUCUUUUCAUGCAAUGAAGAAAGGGAUAGUUACAUUACAAUCUGCAGGAAAUUCGGGUUGUGUAGAUGGAUCGGUGUCGAGCACAGCUCCAUGGAUACUUACUGUGGGAGCAAGCAGCACUGAUCGCAAAAUCAUUGAUGAAGUUAUUCUUGGAAAUGGAUCUGCUCUAAUUGGGGCUUCUAUCAACUCUUUCACAUUGAAUGGAACAAUGUUAUCUCUGGUCUAUGGAAAAGAUGUUUCGCAUCGGUGCUCCGAAUUUGACUCCCAGUCUUGUAGAGUAGGGUGUUUAGAUGAAAACUUGGUGAAGGGAAAGAUAGUGCUAUGUGGUCUUUUUGAGGGAAUUGCUGAGGCUUAUAAAGCUGGUGCUUUGGGUGCAGUUGUGCUAAAUACCCAAUUGGAUGAUGUUCCAUUUGUUGUCCCAUUGCCUGCAUCAGCUGUUACACUUUCGGACAUGUUCAUGUUGGAGGACUAUGUGAAUUUCACCAAAAAUCCUACAGUGAACAUACUCAAAAGUCGAGCCAUCCGAGAUUUUAAUGCUCCUGUAGUUGCUUCCUUCUCUGCAUGCGGUCCCAAUCAAAUUCUGGCAGAGAUCAUGAAGCCAGAUGUAGUUGCGCCAGGGAUCAAUAUCUUGGCUGCAUUUUCACCUAUUGCUUCACCUUCAAAUGGACCUCUAGACAGAAGGCAAGUUCAAUACAACUUUUUAUCUGGUACUUCCAUGUCCUGUCCCCAUGCUGCUGGUGUAGCUGCCUAUGUUAAAUCAAUUCACCCUCAAUGGUCUCCUUCAGCCAUCAAAUCUGCCAUUAUGACCACCGCUUGGCCUAUGAAUGGAAAAGGUCAACGACAAGAAUUUUCAUAUGGAUCGGGACAUAUCAAUCCAAUAAAAGCUGCUGAUCCUGGACUUGUAUUUGAUGCUGAUAAGGAAGAUUAUAUCAAAUUGUUAUGUGGAGCAGGCUUUGACUCCGAUGCCCUUGAAGUUAUCACAGGAGAAAGCAUUACUUGUGCUACUGGGGUUGACAAACUCCUGCCAUUUGAUUUCAAUUACCCUGCAAUUACCUUUCGAGUGUCGCCAAUGGUAGCCCUGAGCUUCAAGUUCCACAGAACAGUAACAAAUGUUGGCGAAGCAAAGUCCGUUUACAAGGCAAAGAUCAUAACAAAUAACAAUAUGACAGUUCAAGUCCAACCUGAAGUUCUUUCGUUCAAGUCGUUAAAUGAGAAGAAAUCUUUUGUUGUUAGUGUUGAAGCACAAGGCAUACCGGAUUCAAACAUAGUAACUACUUCACUUGUCUGGUCUGAUGCUACUCACAAUGUGCGAAUUCCAAUUAUUUUACUUUCUUUACGUACUGACUGAUGUCUGAA
Messenger RNA from Manihot esculenta (cassava), 2244 nucleotides. RefSeq names its product subtilisin-like protease SBT4.3. NCBI's taxonomy places the organism in Eukaryota, Viridiplantae, Streptophyta, Magnoliopsida, Malpighiales, Euphorbiaceae. Gene Ontology annotation, molecular function: serine-type endopeptidase activity. The transcript is spliced from 9 exons. Bases 119 to 2236 code for a protein of 705 amino acids. The record is from RefSeq and is a predicted model, not a curated record. Gene Ontology annotation, biological process: proteolysis.